Molecule: messenger RNA, 2689 nt
Organism: Aphidius gifuensis
Lineage: Eukaryota; Metazoa; Arthropoda; Insecta; Hymenoptera; Braconidae
Source: RefSeq, a predicted model, not a curated record
CAAAUACCGUAUUUUACCGUAUUUAAUACCGGUAAAAUACUAAAUACCGUAUCAGUCGACAUCACUAUUUGUUUGUUAUUUUUAGAAGGAUAGAAUUUAUUCACAACAAUAUCAAUCAUUUGGCGACAAAAUAUCAAUUUGAAAAUGGAGAAAUAUCACAAUAUAAAAUCUUUUAUUGUUACUGCAACCGAGUACUCAAGAAAUCCAAGUGAAACAACAGCAUCUGUUUUACAACGAAAUCUUAAUGCAAUCAAAAUAUCAGCAGAUCUUACAAUUUUUGAUCCUGGCUCCAUAAUAUUAUCCGAAUUUUAUUUAAGUCUUUAUAACUUGACAAAAACCCUUGAAUCAAAAACAUCAUUGACAUGGUGUACGCUGGACGUUCUUCAACAUGUCUCUAAGAAUUUAGCUGCUCGUCAAACUUUGAUACACACUUACAAAUUUUACCAAGUUCUAGCACGUUUAUUAGAAUCAAAUUUAAUAACAGAAAAACGCAUAAAGGUCCUAAAAUUACUUCAAGAAUUGACUUAUGGAAUAAAAAUUCAUUGGCAAGAAGCACAUAUACCCUCAUUGAUGAAUAUUUUAACUCAAUGGAUUAUGCAAUCAAAAGAAGAAGAAAUAAUAACAUUGUCAUUAGGAAUUUUAAUAAAUCUUUGUUACAAAAAUAUUUCUGUAAUCCACACGUUAAUGAGAACAAUCGAUGCAAAAGCAUUUCACAGAAUGUUACUCAAGCUUCAAAGCUCAAGUGUAAAUACUCGAGUUCAAUGUUGCAAAAUUCUCAUGAUUAUGGAACAAGAGAGUCAAGAUAUUCCUGAAAAGUUCAUAUUUGAUUUUGUAGAUAUAACUUUUCGAUCUUUGGUAUCAGCAUUAUCAGAAAAAGAUGUACUACUUAUUCAACAUAUUGUUGAAUUUUUCGAUGAUAUCAGGCAAAAUGAACAUACAAAAAAUGCCUUAGUUUCCUGUACAAACUAUACAAAUUACGUAAAGAAUAUUUUGAAUCAAUUAGAUAUCAUGACUGAUUCAGAAUGUGCUGCUCUUGUUAUUGAUUUUAUAUCCUUAAUGAAACUAAAAUUGACAGAAUUUAUUUCAUUGUAUAUAUUCAUUAAAAUUGCAAUAAAAUGGAUUCCAGUUGAUCGAGUCUCAAACAAAGCACUUUCAUUGAUCAAACAUAUUUUGGUUGACAGCAGAAGAACUAAACAUUUACCUGAUCUUUUGAGUGAAAUUGACCUGUCAAUAAUAAUGCUGGCUCUUGGAUCAGAAGAUGAUGUAAUGGAAGAAACUCGAGAAAAGAGAAGCCUCGAAAAAAAUUUGAAAAUUUCAGAAUUAUUGCAACUACUACAAGAACUUAUAAAAAUUCAAAAUUUCCGAGCACAAGUGGUACAAAUAUUUACGGAGCAAUCUAUGAAAAAAUUAUUGAAACCCAUUUUAGAAAAUGACAUAAAUUCCGAGUUAGAAUGGCCUGGGAAUUUAUUUCAAGAUUCUUCUGUAUCGAUGUACAUUUAUGCAUUGUCAUUUACUGCUGAUCUUGCAGUUCAAGAUUCAGACUGGUUGAGGCUGUACUCAUCAUUAAUUCAAAAUAAACAAAUACAAAUGAUAAUCGCACUUGCUGUAUUCUGGGGUGAUGCUGAAGUUAAACAAAAAGCUCUUCUAUUAAUGUCAUCUGUUGGAUUUCCCCAAGAAUGUGUAUCUGCUGUUUCAAAAUGCAUGGUUGAAUUGGAGCCUUUAGUACUAGUUCAAACUAAAACUGGAAUAACAUCUGGGCUAACAUUGAAACAAGAGACGUCUUUUAAUACCAGUAUAGUUCGACUUUACUCUUUGUCACAGGAAGAACAACUAGAUGAUAUUUUAGAUAAAUUGAAAGAGGCUUUUAACGAAAAUAAAUUCACAGACAUAACUACAUCUGCUAUCAUGGAGCUUUAUGAAUACAAAUUAUCUGCAAUGAGACAAACGGAACGACUAAAUCAAGCAAACUUAGAAGCUGCUGACAAUCAUGCAAUAGGCUUACAACACAGGUUAACUCAGAUUGUUGCUGAGUCAAGUAGACUGCAUCAAUUACUUUUCCACAAUCAACAAAGUCUUGAAGGAUUGAAACAUGAAAAAAUUAGAUUAACACAAAAACUUCAAAAAGCUGAAAUUGAAAGUAAAAAAAUUCAUCAAAUUCAAAAAAAAGAAAUUCAAGGGUUGAAGAAAAUUGUUGAAGAUAAAUCGAAAAUAAUUGAACAGUUGUCAAAAUUAGAAAAAGAACUUAAUGCUGCAGUCGAUAAAAUCAAAUUCUUUGAAGAAAGAAAUACAGAUCUAGAGAUGCAAAAAAUGAGUUUGAUGAAUGAAGGACGUGAAAAUGCUGAUAAAAUCAAAGAAUUGAAUAAACUUAUGACUAAACUUCAAGAUCGGCUUGCCAAAAGAGAUCAAGAAAUUCAAGAAAAAAAUAGAGAAAUUGAAAGUAGUCAAGAGAGUAUGGCAGCUCUAAAACAAGAGAAUGAAGGGCUUCUCAGAACAUGUAGAAAUUAUGAACAGACAAUUGCUGAGAAGGAAGAUAGUGUUGAGAGGAUGACAUCAGAACUGGUUGAUCUCAGUCGAAUGAGAGACAUGAUUUAUCAUCUCACUGCUAAAAAAAAAGAUGAAAAGAAUGAAACAACAUAAUAUAUUAUUUUGUUAAUUGUUUCCAUUAAUUUGUGAAUAAAGAAGCAAAGUG